GUGAAGUUAUUUUUAUUGAAAAUUGUGUCUGUAUUUAUUUUGUCUGCGGAAAUUGUGUGAAAAUUGGUGAAAUUUCAAGGAAAUUCCAAGGAGAGACGUCGAGGAUCUCUCUGAGGCGGUGGAAUGUCCGUUUCGCUCGAGGAAAUUCUGCACGGUGUGCGAAAGAGACGUGAAGAAAGGGCGCACGAGAAGAAACGCGAUGAGGCUGCCGUGGUCAUCCAGGCUCUUAUCCGGGGAUGGCUCACACGGAGACGGCUCACGCGGGGCCUCUUCAUUGAAUUCGACGACCUACUGACUGAAGAUCCCAUCUUGGAAUUGCGUGGAUGUUUCCAAGUGUACAGUGUGGCAUCGCGCUUUCUGACACGCCUCAACGAGCAUGAUCCUGACCAUCGGGAUCGCCUGGAGCGACUCUGUCGUUACUUGGUGGCCUCAUUGGACUCAGAUUCGCCAAAGACAAGCUACAUUGGCGUGGCGCUGAAUAAGGAGUACAGCCUGUCGUGGAUCAAGCAUCUGAAGCUGCUGCUGCACAAGUGCUGUGUCUGCAUGGAGAUGCUGAAGCCGGAGAAGCACUCAGAGAGCAUCUCUCUAGCGUUGUACUUGCACACGCUCGUGGCGUUCACUUCUCCAAACAAUUGGACACUGCUGCGGAACAAAGCUCUGGCUGGGUUAAAGCCAGGAAUGCAGCAACUGUGCAACAAUAUUCUGGGCGGUCUCAUUCAGAAGGGCUUCUUUGUGUCCCUGAGAAACGUACUGAUUCGGGGAACGUGUAAGAGUCAAGUUACACUAAAGCCUAUCUCGUUAACUGCCCUUCUAACACUAGCCACUCGUCCUCUCGUCACGGGCAGUUUCAGCGAGAAUCUCCUGACGAUGUUCCUAAUUCACGUUCUCUCAGUGCCAGCUCUCGUGGCCACAGUUGAGACUCACAUCCCAGAAUUCAUGGCACAGCUGCAAUCUCUCAAGAUCUUGCAACUCAGUGUGGAUCUCCUCGGUGCUGAGAUAUCCAUGCGUGUCAUUACGAACAGCAUUCAAGGCACACAGACGCUUGCCUUGCUAGCCAACCUUGUGCAUCUCUUCAACAUGGAACCCUUGCCAAUUGCCACUGAAAUGGCCUUUCCCACCUUCACGAUCGUCACCACGAAACUUUUGCAGAGCAUCCCGGCGUCUGUGGGCCCCAAGAGUGGCGCUUUCACGCAGUGGCAUGAGCUUCUGGGUUGGUUCUCGCCAAGCGGCCAAGAUGUAGCCACAUCCACAGAGAAUUUACCUGCGAUUAAGCGCCAAAUCCACCUUCUGUGGAGUCACAGGUCCGUGAAAAUUCUCCUCGGCGACAAUUUGAAAGCACUGACGGCGACAUAUGACAAGGCGGACAUCUACGUGCCCCAGCCAGCUUCUAACUCUAGUCUCUUGAAGCGAGCACUCGAGAGAACGUCCAGCAAGGGAUCAUCAGCACAGGCAAAGUCAUGGCGCAAGCUUGGAUCCGCUGAAGUUACGCGAAUUUCCUUAGUGGCUGCUUUGUACAACGCAGCCUUAAGUACUUUGGCGCAAUUAAAAUUGGACAUCUUGUCUGGAUUGUGCUACACAGAUGCUGUGCUUCAUGAUCUGUGGCUUCUAGUGGCGUCUUUGGGUCCUAUUUGCGGACUGAAAUCUUUCUUGGAACUCCUGCAAGUCGGCGGUGGAACUUCUUUGGCGCCCCCGCUUCUUCUGCUGUUGCUCUUCAGCGAUUGUAUGACUCACUAUGUGACGAUUCUCGAUGAUAUCGAGAUGUACGAACAACAAACACCUUUCCAAUUGACAGACUUCGUUGCUUUGUCCUAUUUUCUCAACAAUUUCCUGUAUCGCGCCAUUCAGGAGGGGCUUUUCGACCCGAAGACUCUCACGUCAUCUUCUCUUUUUGUAUCCACGCACACACUAUUGCUUUGCCUCUAUCGACGGGACUGCAGACGCGCCUUUGCACCCCAAAAUCACUGGUUGAUUCAUGAAAUUCGACCAGCACACUUUGUCAGCGAUCUGGAAAAGGGCAAAAAGCACACUCAAGUGCUGCUGCAGAAGAUGCCUCACGUCAUUCCGCAUGAAGACAGAGUCAAACUCUUCCGGAAGUAUGUGCAGAAUGAGAAGGCAGUGCUGGGACUGACAGAAUCUGCAUGUGCUGCUCAAAGUUCAGCCCUGAUUACUAUUCAUCGCGACAGAAUUGUGGAGGAUGGAUACAGACAACUUGCACUUCCGCCACACAGUCUCAAGGGUGUGAUCAGGGUGAGAUUUAUCAAUCAACAGGGACUCGAUGAGGCGGGAAUCGACCAGGAUGGAGUGUUUAAGGAGUUCCUGGAGGAGACAAUUAAGCGCGUCUUUGAUCCAUCACUCAAUCUCUUCCGAACGACAACGGAUCAGCGACUCUAUCCAUCACCAACAUCUCAUUUGCAAGAGAAUCACUUGCAACUCUUCGAGUUUGUGGGACGAAUGCUGGGCAAGGCGGUUUACGAGGGGUUCCUGGUAGAGGUACCCUUCGCCUCAUUCUUCCUCUCCCAACUUCUGGGACAGACUCACCAGGCACUGUACAGUUGCAUGGAUGAACUGCCAUCAUUGGACAAAGAGCUUUACCGCAGUCUUACAUUCAUCAAACACUAUCAGGGCGAUGUUUCGGAGCUCGAUUUGACUUUUUCAGUGGACGAGGACGUUAUGGGGAAGAUUGUGACACACGAAUUGCAUCCAGGAGGAAGAAUACGCCCUGUGACCAAUGAUAAUAGGAUUAACUACAUCCACUAUAUGGCCUAUUUUCGGAUGCACACACAAAUUAAGGAGCAAACAGCAGCGUUUAUUCGUGGAUUCAGGAGUAUCGUUAAUCCUGAAUGGUUGUCACUCUUCUCAACGCCAGAACUUCAGCGUUUAAUAUCCGGAGAUACGGCGCCGCUAGAUUUGAAAGACCUCCGGAAACACACGCAGUACUACGGAGGAUUUCAUGAUUCGCACAGAGUUGUUGGUUGGUUGUGGGACAUCCUGGCCAGGGACUUUACAGAGGAGGAACGAAAGCUCUUUCUAAAGUUCGUGACGUCCUGUUCGAAACCUCCACUGCUGGGAUUCGCCCAUCUGGAGCCCCCGUUCUCCAUUCGGUGCGUUGAAGUGGGCGAUGAUGAGGACACCGGCGACACGAUUGGCAGUGUUAUCAGGGGUUUCUUCACAAUAAGGAAGCGAGAUCCUCUUAAUCGACUUCCUACUUCAUCAACGUGCUUCAAUCUUCUCAAGUUGCCCAAUUACCAGAAGAAGAGCACUCUUCGGGAGAAGUUGAGAUACGCCGUCUCGAGCAACACGGGCUUCGAGUUGUCGUGAAUCGUCAACGAAAUGCAAAUAAUAAUAAUCAGUAACAGUCGGUGUAAUUUUAAAAGUUGCCACUUAGUGAUUAAUGUAGUGAUUUUCACCUGAAUGUCCAUUUAAUCAAUCGUCUAUUUCUCCGUGAUUUUUUGUUGAAUGUUGAACUGUGAUAGAGGCAUACCCUAAUGAAUUAAACCUAGAUAUAUAUCUAUAUACUAAGUGUGAAAAAGAAAGAAAAAAAACGAGAAAAACAUAGAUAGAAUGAUAUGAUUAUAUUUGUAAUGAAAGAUAUUCGACGUCAUUCACGUAUAGACUACAUAUCGUAGACGGAGGCUGACAGAGGCUGAAGGUGUGUGUUUCGUAAAUAUAACGUAAAUAACCAAAAAUGUAAGAAAAA
Phlebotomus argentipes is the source of this 3697-nucleotide messenger RNA. RefSeq names its product ubiquitin-protein ligase E3B. The transcript is spliced from 5 exons. Gene Ontology annotation, biological process: ubiquitin-dependent protein catabolic process; protein polyubiquitination. The coding region runs from base 124 to 3318 and encodes 1064 amino acids. The record is from RefSeq and is a predicted model, not a curated record. NCBI's taxonomy places the organism in Eukaryota, Metazoa, Arthropoda, Insecta, Diptera, Psychodidae. Gene Ontology annotation, molecular function: ubiquitin protein ligase activity; protein binding.